GGUGCUGGUAGCGCUCUUUCGGAGAAUUACAAUAGCUAAUUUAGUCCUAGUGGCCCCAAGGUGUGAGUUCACGAUCACUGUUGAACACUUCAAAUACUCCUACACCAACCCAUGCAUAUUCCGACGGGUUGAAUAGUGAAUCCCAUGCACGAUGGAGGCCCUCAUACAUGGGCGAAACGCCUACAGAUUCUCAGCAAUAUCCGCCUUCAAACAUGAAUUUCUGGUCUGUUAUUGAUGACAGGGCCAUUGACACAGCAAGUUCACCCGACCAAACUGGCCCGAUGCCAAAUGGAAGCAACGUACCGUAUAGUCUAUCAGCUAUAUCUCAACAGCACAUUCAACCGUCUGUUCAAUCCAAUGAGCGAGAUGGACCACAUGCAGUACAGCCGACACCUUCUAGUGCCUUCCACUGCUAUCCUCCUGAACAAAUUGUUUCGCAGACAUUAUCUGUGGGCCGAUCUCACCAUGAAGGUGAUACAAAUCCUCUUCAUAGCCAGUGUGCACUCAGCAGGAUUGAUCAAAACCAGUCUUCUCUUACCGGCAUCUAUGCUUCUGCGACAUCAGCAGCCACACAGGCACAGGAAAACCACCAGUUCGUCCAAGCGCUUCGGUCUAGCGUACAAGCACAGAUUCUGGAAAGGCCAACAGAGAGCCCUAUAUCUGAGUGGAACAAUGAUUCACAUCGGGAAACUUUGACAAUAAGCAACCACUCUAUUAGGCCAUUGGAAUCUGACCUACAUAAAGACCAAUUUCAACAACCGUCUAGUUGGGCCCAGUCAAUUGCUCUCAACCCUGCCAGCUUCUUGGAUUAUCUGCCCAGUACAGCCCCUGCCCAGUCUCUUCCCCUUGACCCUGCCAGCUUCUUG
This is a messenger RNA of Aspergillus pseudonomiae, 866 nucleotides long. RefSeq lists its product as uncharacterized. The transcript has a single exon. The coding region runs from base 235 to 696 and encodes 153 amino acids. The record is from RefSeq and is a predicted model, not a curated record. NCBI's taxonomy places the organism in Eukaryota, Fungi, Ascomycota, Eurotiomycetes, Eurotiales, Aspergillaceae.